Messenger RNA from Cyanistes caeruleus (blue tit), 2408 nucleotides. It is a transcript of the gene PI4K2A, whose product is annotated as phosphatidylinositol 4-kinase type 2 alpha. Gene Ontology annotation, molecular function: 1-phosphatidylinositol 4-kinase activity. Lineage: Eukaryota; Metazoa; Chordata; Aves; Passeriformes; Paridae. Gene Ontology annotation, cellular component: lysosomal membrane; plasma membrane; trans-Golgi network. The record is from RefSeq and is a predicted model, not a curated record. Gene Ontology annotation, biological process: phosphatidylinositol phosphate biosynthetic process; endosome organization; Golgi organization.
AUGGAAACAGCCCCGCAGGACCCGCAGGGGAAAAUCAUUGGUGUCUUCAAGCCCAAGAAUGAGGAGCCAUAUGGGCAUCUGAACCCCAAGUGGACCAAGUGGCUGCAGAAGCUGUGCUGCCCAUGCUGCUUUGGGAGAGACUGCCUUGUCCUGAACCAGGGCUACCUGUCAGAGGCGGGUGCCAGCCUGGUGGACCAGAAACUGGAACUCAACAUUGUUCCCCGCACAAAGGUGGUGUAUCUGGCCAGUGAGACCUUUAAUUACAGUGCCAUUGACAGGGUGAAAUCCCGAGGAAAGAGGCUGGCCUUGGAGAAAGUGCCCAAAGUUGGCCAGCGCUUCAACCGCAUUGGUCUGCCACCCAAGGUGGGCUCCUUCCAGCUUUUUGUGGAAGGCUACAAGGAUGCAGACUACUGGCUGCGGCGGUUUGAAGCUGAGCCGCUCCCAGAGAACACUAAUCGGCAGCUGCUGCUGCAGUUUGAGCGGCUGGUGGUGCUGGAUUACAUCAUCAGGAACACAGAUCGGGGCAAUGACAACUGGCUCAUCAAAUAUGACUGUCCCCUGGACAGCGCGGGCACGCGGGACACCGACUGGGUGGUGGUGAAGGAGCCCAUCAUCAAGCUGGCUGCUAUAGACAAUGGUUUGGCCUUUCCCUUGAAACACCCGGACUCCUGGAGAGCAUAUCCGUUCUACUGGGCAUGGCUGCCCCAGGCCAAAAUCCCCUUUUCACAGGAGAUCAAGGACCUGAUUCUUCCCAAGAUCUCAGACCCCAACUUUGUCAAGGACCUGGAGGAAGAUCUGUAUGAGCUCUUCAAGAAAGACCCUGGCUUUGACAGGGGACAGUUUCACAAGCAGAUUGCUGUCAUGAGAGGCCAGAUCCUGAACCUGACUCAGGCGUUGAAAGAUGGGAAGAGUCCACUGCACCUGGUUCAGAUGCCACCUGUGAUUGUUGAAACAGCGCGUUCCCACCAGCGCUCCGCCAGUGAGUCCUACACACAGAGCUUCCAGAGCCGGAAGCCUUUCUUCUCAUGGUGGUAGCUGUGAGAGCCCUGGGCAGGGCUUGGCCACCUUGGACUAGCACUGCAAGAAGAGUUGGGCCACUGCUGGUUCCUGUGGCUGGGACUCAACCUUCAGGGUAGAGCGAGCAGAUGUGGCUGGAGGAACCUGCAGCUGAACUGGAGGAGCCAGGCAGAUUGGGCAUGGUCCCUCCCUAGCUCCAUUGGAGCUUGAUGCCCUGCCAGGGGGAGGUGUGGGAAUCUGCCAGGAACUGUGGCAUGGCCGGGACCCUGCCCCUGCCUCUGUUCCUUGGCCUGCAUGUGGUUCUGAGCACCCCUGCUUGGCGCUGGGAUGAGCAGGUUACCUAAGCCAGGAUCCGUCCAGCCCUUUACACCAGCCACUGGCCCUUUUUUUUCCCCACCAUGCCAGCUGCUUGGCUGGGAAGGCCUUUAGCAGGUGAUACCCCCUCCGUUUCCCUGAGGGUGUGCUGUACUCCUCCACUGUCCCUCCGGUGCCCCAACCCCGUGCACGCUGCUUUCCUCAGGGGGAGUUCCUGCUGCCCACUGGUGUAGCGGGGACCACAAUGAACGGCUGUUCUCUGGCUAGAGGCUCGAGGAGGGGACAUAAGAGGGACUACACAUGGGACUGGCUUGGGUGCAGUUAGACACUAAGGGGAAAAAGGUGCUGGCUUGUCCCUGUGAAGAGCAGGCGGCUUUGCAGAGCUCUCCCUUGCGAGCUCUCCCCUUCUGCCCCAGUCCAUUUCUCCUGCCUGGUCUCCAUGGCUGCUCUCGCUUGACUUUUUCCCCUCUCCCAGCAAGCUCCCUGGCUGCUGUGCAGCCAGCAUGGUGCCAGCUUUGUCUGUGCCUAGGAACCCUCUGAAGGGCAAGGGCUGCCAGGGAAGGGCUGGAGGGCCUCUUCUGCCACGUGGGUGGGAGCACUGGGGGACCAGCAUGGACUCCUGGCUGCCCUGAAGCUGACAAUCUCACAGUCCUGCUGUGGGUGGGGGAGGCGGUGAGCCCCUCUCUCAUCAGCAGCUGCUGAGCUUGUGUUGUAUAAAACAGCACCAGGGCUGCUGCCUGCACCUGCUUGCCUUGAGCUGUGACUUCUCAGGCUGCUGGGGGAAGUCAGUGUUGGGUCUUUCUGUCCCGUUACCCUAUCUUUGGAGAGUGAGUGGGAUGAAGGCAGGUGAACCCGGGAAGGCAGAGCAGCUGCUUUGUCUCCUGCAGUGGGGAGGGGGCUCAGCACUGGCUGUGUAAGCACACAGGGGGCAGCAGUGGAGAUCCUAACUCCCCAGCCAGGCCCAGCUGCAUUUGACUGACCCAAAAUGUAUUGUUCUAAUGCACUGUAGAAAUGUAUGUAAUGUAUUUAAACCAUGCAACCGUCUGAAUAACAGAGCUGCCAUUCAGCUGGCUACA